AUGGCGGACACUGUCUUGAAGCAUCGAGCUGAGUUUGCCUUUGCUCAGAUUGAGAACGAGAGAUCUCUGGCAUCUCUUCGUGACGAGCUAAGGGUAGCUCGUGGGAUUGUUGAUCGGUCUCGGGAUGAGAUAGCUGCUCUUCAGACCCUUGUUGAUGCCCACAAUCGGGAGCACAAGGCUCUCUGUGAGAUGCUUGAGCGCAAGGGCGUUCUUCAUCGGAAGAAGCAGCGUACUGAUGGUACGGCUUAA
Messenger RNA from Peronospora matthiolae, 249 nucleotides. NCBI's taxonomy places the organism in Eukaryota, Oomycota, Peronosporomycetes, Peronosporales, Peronosporaceae. The record is from the annotation of a GenBank genome assembly.